UAAAAAGAUUUCUAGGGAAUAACUACCAGUCGUAUAUUUUACAUUUGUGUCUUUUCAUUACAAAGACAUAAAGUUAUGAUACAUCUGUUUGUUUUUGUGGAAUUAUAUUUCUCUGCACAAUUAUCUCCCUGUCUUUUUUAUGUUUGUCGUACUAAAAUCUAUGUCCUAAUAUUUUGACGCAAAUAUAGCUUAUAUUAUCCAUUAAAAAAACAAAAAAAUCACCAUCUUUGUUUUUAUUAUCAAGUUAAGUUUUUUUAACUUUGUUCUACUUCUCCAGUUCUGUGUUAAAGAAUUAAGUAUAAUAAUAAGAAAAUUUUGCACACCAGAUUAGAGUUCCAUCCUGAAAUUUUCUAGCAUCAAAUCUGAGGCAGGCAAUUGAAAUUUGCAUGACAUGGAGGGAGGUUACCACGCAGACAGGACAGAAUUCUCAGAGUGUUGGAGGAUCACAUGGAGGACUCCUUAUAUUAUGCGUCUUGCACUCUCCGCCGGUAUUGGAGGUCUCCUUUUCGGAUAUGACACAGGAGUAAUUUCUGGGGCACUCCUUUACAUUAGGGAGGACUUCCCUGAAGUAGAAAAGAAAACAUGGCUGCAGGAGACUAUAGUGAGUAUGGCUGUUGCAGGUGCUAUAAUUGGUGCUGCAAUUGGUGGCUGGAUCAGUGAUUCCUUUGGCCGCAAAAAGUCAAUUCUGUUGGCAGACAUAGUCUUUUUCCUUGGUGCAAUUGUAAUGGCAGUAGCUCCAGCUCCAUGGGUGAUUAUUAUUGGAAGAAUAUUAGUUGGUCUUGGGGUUGGGAUGGCUUCCAUGACUUCGCCACUAUACAUAUCUGAAUCUUCACCUGCUAGAAUCAGAGGGGCACUGGUGAGCACAAACGCCUUGCUGAUUACAGGUGGACAAUUUUUGUCGUACCUCAUCAAUCUUGCUUUUACUAAGGCUCCUGGAACCUGGCGUUGGAUGCUUGGUGUGGCAGGCUUUCCAGCCAUGGUCCAGUUCGUUCUCAUGUUGUCUCUUCCAGAGUCUCCUAGAUGGCUUUACAGAAAGAAUGAGAUAAAUGAGGCUAGGUCCAUCUUAGAGAAAAUAUACCCUGCUGAAGAAGUAGAAGGAGAGUUGAAGGCCUUGCAGGAGUCGGUUGAAGCGGAAAUAGCUGAGGAAGGAGAACUUGGUGACGGAUUUAUACCAAGAUUGAAGGGUGCUCUUAAAAACAAAAUAGUCCGCAGAGGACUUCUGGCUGGUGUCACUGUUCAAAUCACUCAACAAUUUGUCGGUAUAAACACUGUCCUGUACUACAGCCCCACUAUUGUUCAGUUUGCUGGAUUUGCCUCAAAACAAACAGCUCUAGCCCUUUCUCUUGUCACCUCUGGUCUCAACUUUGUUGGUUCCAUGAUAAGUAUGGGAUUUGUGGAUAAGUAUGGUAGGAGAAGGUUCAUGCUUGUCUCCCUAGUUGGAAUCAUUGCAUGCCUUGUGGCCUUGGCAAUAGUGUUUUACCAGGCUGCUGCAACUGCUCCUGCUAUUAGCAGCAUUGAAUCCACUCACUUUGGUGGAAACACCACAUGUCCAGCUUACAUCUCAGCCCCGAAUUCUCAAUCAUGGAAUUGUAUGUCAUGUUUGAAGGCACCAGAUUGUGCCUUCUGUUCCAGCAGUACAAAUAAGCUUCAACCAGGAGCUUGUUUGGCUUCAACUCCUGGUAUCAAAAGUUCUUGUCGCGAGGAGAAACGAACUUGGUACUCAGAAGGUUGUCCCAGCAAAUUUGGAUUCUUGGCAGUAACAUUCCUAGGCCUUUAUAUUAUAUGCUAUUCACCUGGAAUGGGGAGUGUUCCAUGGAUUGUCAACUCAGAGAUAUACCCUUUGAAAUACAGAGGGACUGGUGGAGGAAUUGCUGCAGUGACUAAUUGGACUGCAAAUCUUUUGGUUAGUGAGACUUUCUUGACCCUCACCAAUGCUUUAGGCUCCGCUGGAACUUUUCUACUAUUUUCUGGAUUCUCGGCCAUUGGAUUUGUAGCCAUCUAUUUUGUUGUGCCUGAGACCAAAGGACUGCCAUUCGAGGAGGUUGAGAAGUUACUUGAGAAAGGAUUCAAACCCAAAGCAUUUCGUUCCAAGGAGAAGAAGGAAAUUAGCAAGGAGAACCAUGCUUCUUCUUCUCAAUCAGUCUAAAACUACAUUUAAUCAUGUGUCCCCAUGAAACAACGGUUUUCAUAGUGUGUUUCAUGGGGGCUUUAGUAUUAUUCCAUAUAGUUUAAGUUUUCAUUCAUAACAAUUUCUCAAACUUGCGUGAUCAUUCCCCACUUAUUUAUUCAACACACAAAACUCUAUCCUCUAAUGAAAUUUAAGUUGUUUUUAAUUUUGCUA
Messenger RNA from Humulus lupulus (European hop), 2341 nucleotides. RefSeq names its product inositol transporter 4. NCBI's taxonomy places the organism in Eukaryota, Viridiplantae, Streptophyta, Magnoliopsida, Rosales, Cannabaceae. The transcript has 6 exons. Bases 392 to 2146 code for a protein of 584 amino acids. Gene Ontology annotation, biological process: transmembrane transport. Gene Ontology annotation, cellular component: membrane. Gene Ontology annotation, molecular function: myo-inositol:proton symporter activity. The record is from RefSeq and is a predicted model, not a curated record.